Neofelis nebulosa (Clouded leopard) is the source of this 2214-nucleotide messenger RNA. RefSeq names its product interferon stimulated exonuclease gene 20 (gene ISG20). The record is from RefSeq and is a predicted model, not a curated record. The transcript is spliced from 3 exons. Gene Ontology annotation, biological process: DNA catabolic process; RNA catabolic process; negative regulation of viral genome replication. Lineage: Eukaryota; Metazoa; Chordata; Mammalia; Carnivora; Felidae. The coding region runs from base 282 to 992 and encodes 236 amino acids. Gene Ontology annotation, cellular component: nucleus. Gene Ontology annotation, molecular function: nucleic acid binding; exonuclease activity.
GAACCUGCCAGCUUUGUCCGUGGUGACUCAGGCCCUUGGGCCCCCCACCUGCCAGCAGCCUGAGGAUAAGGAGCAGCCCUGCCCUGCCCUGCCCCGGCCUCCCACCCCUGACUUCGCCUGAUGACAAACCAGAAACUGAAACAGAGUCAGGAUUCCCGGCUUGAAGUCAGAGAUGAGUCACAGCUAAGAGCAAGUGCAGUAGCUGAGAAGUGGCACCAGAGAGGCAGACGUGAGCCCAAGGCACCAGAGGCGGGCAGCGCGUCUGCGGGUCCUGGUGACACAUGGAGAGUGGCACCGAGGUGGUGGCCAUGGACUGCGAGAUGGUGGGGCUGGGGCCCCGAGGGGAAAGCGGCUUGGCUCGUUGCAGCCUCGUGGACCUCCACGGCACCGUGCUCUACGACAAGUUCAUCCGGCCGGAAGGGGAGAUCACUGAUUACAGGACCCUGAUCAGUGGGAUCACACCUUGGCACAUGCAGGAGGCCACACCAUUUGCCGUGGCCAGGCUGGAGAGUGGCCACAAUGAUCCUGUGGUCGCCAAGGGAGAGCAUACCAAUGUCCCCCAUGAGGUCUCAGAAGGCCACCAGAAACAGAAGCAGGGCACGGGAGGGUGUCAGCCAGGUGGCAGUCUCCUUCCCCAGGCACAGAAGACAGGCCAGAAGUUAUGGGAGAGCUGUCCAGACGGGGGCCUGAGCCCCAAGAUGCCCCUCCAGCUGGGGCCCGACACAGCUCCACCCCAGAGCCCCCGUCCAUCCUUCUCCGGUGGCAGCCCAGGUGAAGAAAGGGGAGCCUGUGUGGCCGUAGGUAGGAGGCUGUCCCCAGGGCCACCAUGGGAGGGGAGUGGAGACGGAGUCCAGACGGGAGGCUUGGGUACUUUAGCGGUCACUCCCCGAAGCUCGGCCCCUGGGCUGGUGGACGCCAGGAGCAGGCCUGCUCUUCCUAAGUGUGCUCGUGACGGGCAGUCCGCUGGCUCUGAAGGCUGGCCCUGCCACUAACCAGCUGUGUGGCCAUCCCAGUUAUCUAAUGGUGCUCAGCAAAUCGCCUCCAAACAUAGUGGUUCAAACAAUGUCAAUAUUUACUUUGCUCCUGCACCUGCAGUCUGGUCAGGGACGGAUGGGGACAGCGGUUGGGCUGAGGCAGAGGCACCCGGCAGGCCCAGAGCCGGAACCUCGGGAGGUUGGCUUGCCUACCCAUCCCGUGGCUGGCGCUGGGGCCCCUCAGACUCUGCUCUCUGCCUCCAGUGCUCCCUCCAGCACGGUGGCUUCGGGGCAGCUCUGGGCUGCUGGGACACCGGCCCUCAGAGAAGUCAGAAGUCACACGGGCCGGCCCAUAUUCAAUUCAAUUGGACUCCAUCUUUUGCAUGAGCCAGAGUCAAGGAAUCCGCAAACUUGCUUUAAGAUCAUGAAGAGUAACCUGGGGCAAAUUAUUUCACUCUCUUAGUGCUUCCACUUUUUUGUUUUCAUCCGCAAAACAUGGGCUGCGUUAGCUUUUUACGGCUGCUUUCUACAAAACCACAGGCUUAGUGGUUUAAAGCCACACGAACGGGUUAUCCCUCGAUUCCACGGCUCUACGGUCUGACCCGGAUCUCAAAGGCUGAAAUUGAAGUGUGGGGAGGGCUGCGUUCCGUUCUGGAAGCUCUGCGGGGGAGUGCCAUUCCUCGCCUUUUCCGGCUUCCCCAAGGCCGCCCGCCCGUGUUCCUUGGCCCGGGGCCCCCUCCUCCUCCUUCAAGGCCAGCAGGAGCAGGUCAGGUUCUCAGGGCAAAGUUUCUUAGGGCCCUCCACCUGGAAGGGCCCUUGCGAUUCCAUUGGGCCCAUGCGGGUAGCCCAGAUCACCUCUCACCUUGCACCCCAAAGCCCACCUGCAGCUUUAACUUCUCUCCGCGUGUAAGGUGCUCGCGGAUUCUGGGGUUAGGGCGCGGGCAGCUUCGGGAAGUCAUUCACCUGCUUGUCACAGCAGGCUUGUUGACAGGGUUAAAUGACACAGGUGACGUACUUAGAUAAGUGUCUGGCACACGGGCGUGCUCAGUAGGUGCCACUGUCGUUACUCGUGCAUGAGGAGAGGCCCGGUCCAGCCUCCUCAUUAUACAGAUGAUAGAGAGGGUUGAAGCCCAGAGAGGGAGGACAGCUUGCUCAGAGCCACACAGCAAGUCGAGGAGGGACUGCUUCCCUCCGGUACCGCGAGGACCCCCAGUCGGCCCAGACCCGCCCGGAGGACCCC